AUGCAAUUCUUUCCAUUUUUGUCUGAUUUACAUUCCCUCUAUUCUUUUUCUCUUUCUUCAUUUUCGUAUCCCCUUUUGCUAUUUGUAAUGGCGUAUAGUGAGAAACAAAUGCAAUUCUUUCCAUUUUUGUCUGAUUUACAUUCCCUCUAUUCUUUUUCUCUUUCUUCAUUUUCGCAUCCCUUUGCUAUUUUGAGAAAACAAAUGCAAUUCUUUCCAUUUUUGUUCCUCUAUUCUUUUCUCUUUCUUCAUUUCGUAUCCCCUUUGCUAUUUGUUUAUAGUGAAAACAAAUGCAAUUCUUUUUUUUGUUUUCGUAUCCCUCUAUUCUUUUCUCUUUCUUCAUUUUGUCGUAUCCCCCUUUUGCUAUUUGUAAUGGCGUAUAGUGCAAAUAUUUUGUCUGAUUUACAUUCCCUCUAUUCUUUUCUCUUUCUUCAUUUUCGUAUCCCCUUUUUUUCUAUUUGUAAUGGCGUAUAUGAGAGAAACAAAUGCAAUUCUUUCCAUUUUUGUCUGAUUUACAUUCCCUCUAUUCUUUUCUCUUUCUUCAUUUUCGCAUCCCUUUUUAUUUGUAAUGGCGUAUAUGAGAAACAAAUGCAAUUCUUUCCAUUUUUGUCUGAUUUACAUUCCCUCUAUUCUUUUUCUCUUUCUUCAUUUUCGCAUCCCCUUUUGCUAUUUGUAAUGGCGUAUAGUGAGAAACAAAUGCAAUUCUUUCCAUUUUUGUCUGAUUUACAUUCCCUCUAUUCUUUUUCUCUUUCUUCAUUUUCGCAUCCCCUUUUGCUAUUUGUAAUGGCGUAUAUGGCAAAUGCAAUUCUUUCCAUUUUUUGUCUGAUUUACAUUCCCUCUAUUCUUUUCUCUUUCUUCAUUUCGUAUCCCCUUUUGCUAUUUGUAAUGGCGUAUAGUGAGAAACAAAUGCAAUUCUUUCCAUUUUGUCUGAUUUACAUUCCUCUAUUCUUUUCUCUUUCUUCAUUUUCGCAUCCCCCUUUUGCUAUUUUGAGAAACAAAUUUCUUUCCAUUUUGUCUGAUUUACCCCUUUUCUCUUUCUUCAUUUUCGUAUCCCGCUAUUUGUUAUGGCGUAUAGUGAAACAAAUUCAAUUCUUUCCAUUUUUGUCUGAUUUACAUUCCUCUAUUCUUUUUUUUCUUUCUUCAUUUUCGCAUCCCCUUUUGCUAUUUGUAAUGGCGUAUAGUGAGAAAAAAUGCAAUUCUUUCCAUUUUUGUCUGAUUUACAUUCCCUCUAUUCUUUUCUCUUUCUUCAUUUUCGCAUCCCCUUUUGCUAUUUUGAGAAACAAAUGCAAUUCUUUCCAUUUUUGUCUGAUUUACAUUCCCUCUAUUCUUUUUCUCUUUCUUCAUUUCGCAUCCCCUUUUGCUAUUUUGAGAAAACAAAUGCAAUUCUUUCCAUUUUUGUCUGAUUUACAUUCCCUCUUUCUUUUUUCGCAUCUUUUCUGUUUGUAUUUUAUCCCCUUUUUUCUAUUUGUAAUUUACAUUUAUAGUGAGAAACAAAAUGCAAUUCUUUCCAUUUUUUGUCUGAUUUUUUCUUCCCUCUAUUCUUUUCUCUUUCUUCAUUUUCGCAUCCUUUUGCUAUUUGUAAUGGCGUAUAGUGAGAAACAAAUGCAAUUCUUUCCAUUUUGUCUGAUUUACAUUCCCUCUAUUCUUUUUCUCUUUCUUCAUUUUCGCAUCCCUUUUGCUAUUUGUUUGCGUAUAGUGAUGGCAAUUCUUUCCAUAGUGAGAAACAAAUUCUUUUUUCUUUCCAUUUUUCCUUCUGAUUUACAUUCCUCUAUUCUUUUUUUUGUCUUUACUUUCCCUCAUUUUUCUAUCCCCCCUUUUGCUAUUUGUAAUGGCGUAUAUUUUCUCAAAUUUUAUUCUUUCCAUUUUUCGUCUGAUUUACAUUCCCUCUAUUCUUUUUCUCUUUCUUCAUUUUCGCAUCCCUUUUUGCUAUUUGUAAUGGCGUAUAGUGAGAAACAAAUGCAAUUCUUUCCAUUUUGUCUGAUUUACAUUCCCUCUAUUCUUUUUCUCUUUCUUCAUUUUCGCAUCCCCUUUUGCUAUUUUGAGAAACAAAUUCAAUUCUUUCCAUUUUGUCUGAUUUACAUUCCCCUCUAUUCUUUUUCUUUCUUUUCUUCCCCUUUCGCAUUUGUUUUGCUAUUUGUAAUGGCGUAUUCUUUUCUCUUUCUUCAUUUUGCAUCCCCUUUGAGAAACAAAUGCAAUUCUUUCCAUUUUUUGUCUGAUUUACAUUCCUCUAUUCUUUUCUCUUUCUUCAUUUUCGUAUCCCCUUUUGCUAUUUGUAAUGGCGUAUAG
Molecule: messenger RNA, 2283 nt
Organism: Acanthosepion pharaonis
Lineage: Eukaryota; Metazoa; Mollusca; Cephalopoda; Sepiida; Sepiidae
Source: the annotation of a GenBank genome assembly